GUUACGAUAUUGGCAUUUCCAAUUGUCGAAACGAAAGUUUCGAUAUAUUUUAAUUAGUCUGUUGAACUAUUAAAAUUUAGUAAAGUACUGAAUGAAUGUAUCUAAUCACGUACUGGACGGAGUAGGAAUCAUUUUUGUAAAUUUUAAAUGAACUGCAAGCCAUGAAGUGAAACUCAACUUUCACGUAGAUUUGAAGGAAACCUGUUUUCAAGGACAAACUUAUUACAGGUUUAAUAUGAAUGAAGAAUCAUAUAACACAUUAUUAUCAUAACUAAAAGAGUGUUUCUGCUAAGGAGUAAAAAAUAAAAUGGUCAUUUCAUCGAUUUCUAGGUACCCUAGGAAAGACUUGACCCUGGAAAAGGACAUAAAAAGUGGAAGGGGUAAAGAGUGGGGAGGGGUUGCAAUAAAUCACUUAAGGCUGCCCUGAUUGCCUGGCGCCCUUAACAUACGGUCCAAAUUAACCAUAAAAUGAAAGUUGAAACAAAAAUAUAUUUUUUAUAAAUGGUGUAAUUGCUUUAAUUUACAUUAAUUCCUGACCCCUGGGCUAGUACUCUUCCGUGACGUCACGUUCGCCAUAUUGUUAGAGUCGUCUUACCUCUGGAUAGUUAUGUUGGUUCUUUUUAAGUGAAUUUGGACCUUUCCUGACUAUUUUUACACGGAAAAGUAUUUUAAACAGCGCUAUUGCUCCUUAUAACACGUGUGAUUCCACAACAAUGGAUGGAGACAGUGGUGGUAUGGCGAGUCCUUCGCCACAGUCUCAGUCCUCACCAAUGCCUCCUCCUCAGGCCCCUUCGCCUAUGGGCCCUCCUCAGGGUGCUCCAUCACCGAUGCCUCCUUCAGCUCAACAGGCAGCCUCACCAAUGGGGCCACCCCACCACCCUCAUAGCCCCACUGGCUACCAAGGUGUGAUGCCUCAUAUGAAUGGACCAAAUGGUGGUCCUCCAGGCAUGCAGCAAGGUACUCAAACAUUUCAGCCUCAUCCGCAAUUGCCACCACACCAGCAGCCACCAAUGCAGGGUGCACCUGGAGGAUCCAGUAGUGGAGGAGGACAAGAAAAUCUUAGUGCUCUUCAGCGUGCUAUUGAUUCUAUGGAAGAGAAAGGACUUCAAGAAGAUCCUCGCUACUCACAGUUGCUCGCACUGAGGGCAAGGCAUGCCAAUAUGGAACCUCCCGUCAGGCCUCCUCCUCAGGUUGUUGGGGGUGGUUUCACUGGUGAGGGUGGUGCCCCUCCUCCUGCUAAACAUAGCUUCAGUGCCAACCAACUCCAGCAGCUUCGGGUGCAAAUUAUGGCAUAUCGUCUACUCGCUAGAAACCAACCUCUUUCCCAGCAACUGGCAUUGGCUGUUCAAGGCAAACGUUUAGACAGCCCUGGCGAGUCGAAUUACCAGCAUCCCCCGAGUGAAGGUGCUGGGGUUGGCGGUGAAGGAGGAGGAGAUGGGGCAUCAUCAAAUGGUUUGAUGACGCAACCCAUGCGUCCGCCAUGCCCUCCUGGUGGCCAGCCUCCUACUGCCUCACCCAUGACGGGCCAAAUGGCACCGCCUACAGGGCCAGCUCCCGUAAGGCCUCCUCCUCCUGGUGUCUCUCCUACACCCCCUCGUCCUCCACAGCAGGUUCCUGGUGGUCCUGGAGCACCACAGCCGAAGCAGAACAGAGUUACCACUAUGCCGCGACCACAUGGUUUAGAUCCCAUCCUUGUUCUCCAGGAAAGAGAGAACAGGGUAGCUGCAAGAAUUGUGCAUAGAAUGGAGGAAUUAUCGAACUUACCUGCUACUAUGCCCGAAGAUCUUCGAAUUAAAGCCCAGAUAGAGCUUAGAGCCUUGCGAGUUCUGAACUUCCAAAGACAAUUGAGAGCUGAAGUGAUAGCUUGUACCAGGCGUGAUACAACAUUGGAAACAGCAGUAAAUGUGAAAGCUUACAAGCGCACGAAAAGACAAGGUUUACGAGAAGCAAGGGCUACAGAAAAACUUGAAAAACAACAGAAACUUGAAACAGAAAGGAAGAAGAGACAAAAACACCAGGAAUAUCUUAGCACUAUAUUACAACAUUGCAAAGACUUCAAAGAAUUUCAUAGGAAUAAUGUCGCUAAAGUUGGUAGAUUGAAUAAGGCUGUGAUGAAUUACCAUGCAAAUGCUGAGCGUGAACAGAAGAAAGAACAAGAAAGAAUAGAAAAAGAACGUAUGAGGAGGCUUAUGGCUGAGGAUGAAGAGGGUUACAGGAAAUUGAUUGAUCAGAAAAAAGAUAAAAGGUUGGCAUUCCUUCUAUCACAAACUGAUGAAUAUAUUGCUAACCUUACUGAAAUGGUAAAACAGCAUAAAAUGGAACAACAGCGUAAACAGGAACAAGAGGAGCAACAAAAGCGGAAGAGGAAAAAGAAAAAGAAGGCUAGGGAAGGAGAUCCUGAUGAUGAAAGCUCUCAGAUGUCAGAUUUACACGUUAGUGUUAUUGAAGCAUCAACUGGUCGGCAGCUGACAGGUGAGGAUGCUCCAUUAGCUAGUCAACUUGGGGCUUGGUUAGAAGCACAUCCAGGUUGGGAGCCUUUAGAAGACAGUGAGGAUGAAGAUGAUGAAGAAGACAGCGACGAGGAAGGUGGUUUUUCAAUGAUAGGAAAAGAUGAAGCUGAUAGCAAGUUAUCUGUUGAAGACGAAGCUCGAGAAAUGAUUAAGAAAGCGAAGAUUGAAGAUGACGAGUACAAGAACACCACCGAAGAACAUACAUACUAUAGCAUUGCUCACACUGUGCAUGAGAUCGUAACAGAGCAAGCUUCAAUCAUGAUAAACGGUAAAUUGAAAGAAUAUCAAAUUAAAGGCCUUGAGUGGUUAGUAUCUUUGUACAACAACAACUUGAAUGGAAUCCUCGCUGAUGAGAUGGGUCUCGGCAAGACAAUUCAAACUAUAGGCCUUAUCACUUACUUGAUGGAGAAGAAGAAAGUAAACGGCCCUUACCUCAUUAUUGUACCUUUAUCAACAUUGUCUAAUUGGGUUUUGGAAUUUGAGAAAUGGGCUCCUUCGGUGUUUGUGGUAGCUUAUAAAGGUUCCCCUGCAAUGAGGAGGACUUUACAAACACAGAUGCGCUCAACAAAGUUUAAUGUUCUCCUCACAACUUAUGAAUACGUUAUCAAAGACAAAGCAGUACUUGCAAAGUUACAUUGGAAGUACAUGAUAAUUGAUGAGGGGCACAGGAUGAAGAACCAUCAUUGUAAGCUGACCCAGGUGCUCAAUACUCAUUACUUGGCACCACACCGCCUCCUCCUCACGGGCACACCCCUGCAGAACAAGCUGCCUGAGCUCUGGGCGCUUCUGAACUUUCUGCUCCCUUCCAUCUUUAAGUCGUGUUCUACUUUCGAGCAAUGGUUCAACGCCCCAUUCGCUACUACUGGAGAAAAGGUUGAAUUGAAUGAGGAAGAAACAAUUUUGAUCAUCAGACGUUUGCAUAAAGUUCUUCGACCUUUCCUCCUCCGCAGACUGAAAAAAGAAGUUGAAAGUCAAUUGCCUGAGAAAAUUGAAUACAUUGUUAAGUGUGAUAUGUCUGGUCUUCAACGUGUCCUUUACAGGCAUAUGCAGAGUAAAGGAGUUCUAUUAACCGAUGGUUCUGAAAAGGGAAAACAAGGCAAGGGAGGAGCUAAAGCUCUGAUGAACACUAUCGUCCAAUUGAGAAAGCUUUGCAACCACCCUUUCAUGUUCCAUCAUAUUGAAGAGAAAUAUUGCGAUCAUGUUGGUCAGAACAAUGUUGUUACUGGGCCUGAUCUGUUCCGAGUGUCCGGUAAAUUUGAAUUCCUUGAUCGGAUAUUGCCAAAAUUGAAGGCCACAAACCAUAGGGUGCUUCUCUUCUGUCAAAUGACCCAGCUGAUGACCAUCAUGGAAGAUUAUUUGUCUUGGAGAGUGUUCUCCUAUCUUCGUCUUGAUGGUACAACCAAGUCUGAAGACAGAGGAGAUCUUCUUAAGAAAUUCAACAGCCCAGAAAGUGAAUAUUUCAUUUUCUUGUUGUCUACAAGAGCCGGUGGAUUAGGGUUGAACUUACAAGCAGCUGAUACUGUCAUCAUAUUUGAUUCGGAUUGGAAUCCUCAUCAGGAUUUGCAAGCUCAAGACAGAGCUCAUAGGAUUGGACAACAAAAUGAGGUUCGUGUCUUGAGGCUAAUGACAGUAAACUCAGUCGAGGAGCGUAUACUUGCAGCUGCUCGUUACAAGCUGAACAUGGAUGAAAAAGUCAUUCAGGCUGGUAUGUUUGACCAGAAAUCGACGGGAACAGAAAGGCAGAAAUUUUUGCAGAACAUCCUUCAUCAAGACGAUGCUGAUGAUGAGGAAAAUGAAGUUCCUGAUGAUGAAAUGGUCAACCGCAUGAUAGCAAGAACAGAAGACGAAUUCAAUCUCUUUCAGAAAAUUGAUCUUGAACGAAGGAGGGAAGAGGCUAAACUUGGACCUAAUCGAAAGUCCAGGCUUGUAGAAGAAGCUGAACUUCCAGACUGGCUGGUUAAAAAUGAUGAUGAGAUCGAGAAAUGGGCUUAUGAAGAAACUGAAGUACAAAUGGGUAGAGGCAAUAGGCAGAGAAAGGAGGUAGAUUACACUGAUAGUUUGACUGAAAAAGAAUGGUUGAAGGCUAUUGAUGAUAAUGUAGAUGAUUUUGAUGACGAUGAAGAGGAAGAGGUAAAGAUCAAGAAAAGAGGCAAGAGAAGAAGAAGAGGAGAGGAGGAUGAGGAAGAUGCAAGUACUUCCAAGAGAAGAAAAUAUUCUCCUUCUGAAAACAAAUUGAGGAGGCGUAUGCGUAACCUUAUGAAUAUUGUUGUUAAAUAUACCGAUAGUGAUUCCAGGGUACUUAGUGAACCAUUCAUGAAACUUCCUUCUCGUCACAAGUAUCCAGAUUACUAUGAAUUGAUUAAGAAACCCAUCGAUAUCAAGAGGAUAUUGGCCAAAGUAGAAGAGUGUAAAUAUACUGACAUGGAUGAAUUAGAAAAAGAUUUUAUGCAGCUUUGUAAAAAUGCACAGACGUAUAAUGAGGAGGCAUCUUUAAUCUACGAAGAUUCAAUAGUGUUAGAAAGUGUUUUCUCCAAUGCUCGUCAAAAAGUUGAGCAAGAUGCUGAUUCAGAUGAUGAUGAAAGCAAAGGUGACCAGGAAGAUGCUGCAUCAGAUACUUCAUCCGUAAAAAUGAAAUUGAAGUUAAAGCCUGGGAGGACCCGAGGGAGUGGAGCAGGUGGUAAGAGGAGAAGAAGAAAAUAUAUUUCCGAAGAUGAAGAUGAAGACCAAAGCGAAGUUUCCUUAAUGUAAUUUUACCAUAAUUUUGUGUUAAGUGUAAUGCCUCUUCGUCUGUCCUUUACAAUUGUUAGUUUCAUCGGUGGUCGGUACCCAUUUUGGGAGAAGCUAAGCUUUUUAGUUGACUAUCGAGGAGUAUAGGACUGAUUUUGUUUUUUAUGAUUUGGUGUCAUGUACAAAAAAAAAAAAAUGUAUUUAACUGUAUAAUCUACUCUUUAGAGGAGUAGUCUUAAAACACCUAUCAUUGAAAUUGUGUGCAAAUUGAUUGUACAUUGUUGAUAUUAUGUAAAGUAUUAUUUAAUAUACUUUAUAAUUUUAAUUAAUUGACUCUGUAACAGUAUAUUAGCGGUCAUGAUUUAGCACAUUUCUAUUAAAUAUAUUAUUAAAUGUAACUGACUACUUCAUAGAAUUUAUCAUCUAUAGAAUGGAAUAUUAUUGUUUUAUUUAAUUUCUUUUUUAAUAUUUUAGAGCAUUUAUUAAUUGUAUUGAUUGUAAAUUUUUUUUACUAUGUCAUUUUAAUAUUAAUUAUUUGUGGUGUAAAUCCUGUGUAUUUAUUUUAUAUAUAAAUAUAUAUAGAACCUGGAAAACAGGUUAAAAGCACUUAUUUUAAUUUGUUAUGAAAUAUUAUUGAUGACCUUAGACCAGAUUUUAUGGUAUGCUACUUAAAAUAAAUUUUAUUGAUUCUGUAAAUAAUAAAUUAUAAAUCUGAAAAGUGUAUAUAUCAAUAGUGACUAAAAAAUGAUCUCAAUUUUUAAGAAAUGUUAUUCUAAUAAGUCGCUCUUCUUGUUAGUGUUCAAUAACAUCUGUUGACAACAGAGAAGUAAUAUGAGCAGAAGUUGGUCGGGAAUGUAAUCAAAUUAAUUAUUAUAAUGUACAGUAUUUAAUUUGGCACAAUUCUUCAAAUUAUAAUCACAUGGUUCCAUUCAAUAAAUAAUAAUCAUGGUCAACCAUCUCCACACAUCUAUUAAAAAUUACCAUAAUGUUGCAUGUUUUCAUAUCCUCCCAGCAUUGUUCUGAUGAGUCUUUUUUUCUAUGCAGUUUAAAUUUUAUUGAUCCUCUUCCUCUAAUUCCAAUUUUCGAUUUAUCCUGGAGUUGCAUUCCCAAUCCACAGGUGUAGGACCCUGGGUAAUAUUCUCAUCUCUAUAAUGGGCUGCUCUCUUACUGCCUACAGUUCUCCAAUACAGUAAGAUAUAAAUAAACCUGGUUCUAUGGUGAACACUUUUCAAAGUGGCCUUUUGGGUAUCGUCCAUUCUACAGAGAUGCUCAUACCAACUUCGAUGAUCCAAUCUUGAUAAAAGUUUUGUUUUCUCACCUAAUCAAAUUUUAAAAAGUAAGACUUAAAUAAAUUUUAUUGAAUAUUUAAUAGUUGACCGUUGCAUUAUAACGAAGGAGAUGGUCCGGGGUUGCAGUCAUAAAAAGGCUAAAUAGUGGUAAAACUAUUUUAUUGAAAGCCAACGUUUCGACCCGACUUUGCAGGUCUUCAUCAGGGCUAGAACGGACAAGAUACAAAAGAUAGAGAAUUGUGGCAAUUACAUAAUAUUUAGACAUAAUUUAUAAACAAUGUGAAUAAGCUUAUUAGAAUUAUAAACAGUAAGUAGAAUAAAAUAUGGACUAAGUAAGCUGAGUAACAAGAUCCUAAACUAAAAUAAAUAGAUG
Molecule: messenger RNA, 6899 nt
Organism: Nezara viridula (southern green stink bug)
Lineage: Eukaryota; Metazoa; Arthropoda; Insecta; Hemiptera; Pentatomidae
Source: the annotation of a GenBank genome assembly